Molecule: messenger RNA, 1492 nt
Organism: Paramacrobiotus metropolitanus
Lineage: Eukaryota; Metazoa; Tardigrada; Eutardigrada; Parachela; Macrobiotidae
Exons: 2
Coding region: 162-1091 (309 amino acids)
Source: RefSeq, a predicted model, not a curated record
AAAGCUUCGUAAAAUUUGUUAUAGGAAUCUAAAUAACGCUAACGUGUUCAGCAAAAAAGAUACAAACCGACAAACUGAAUGCCAGUGAAAACAUUUCUAUAAACCAUCGGGACAGCUGAUUCGCGGUAUCUUCUUCGAAGACCAUCGUACAUCUAGCACGAAUGCAAAGCAUCGCGAUGCGGUGUAGCUACGCGCCGCUAGUGACGACAUGGGUAUAUUUGCUGUCAUAUCGCGGUGAAGAGCGGCUGGCCAGAGCUUGCUUUCCAUCCCAGAGCAGAAACCUUAACGAUAUCCUGGAGGAGGGGCUGCGCUCCCAACGGCAAGAGGAUCGGGUGACUCUGACCUUUCCUCCGUCCAACCCCCCGGAGAGCCUGCUGCGACGUCCCCGCCCCGGGGAGGACGCGUCGUUUGACUGCCAAGUCCCCGCCGCCAAGGACGUCCGCAGCAUUGCCUGGCUGCACCAGAACCGGCCCAUCUUCGAAGGCGGUCGCGUCGUCCCCCGGAAAACGGGCGGCCAACAGUACCGGUUUUCUAUCUCCAGCCCGACAUUUACCCUGACCAUCGUCAACGUCACGCUGCAGUCCAGCGGCACGGUGGUCUGCGUGGACGCCGUCCCCCGCCCGCACUACAGCCCGGAGCCGCCGAUGGUCUUCACGCAGUAUACGCUGCUGCCGCUGGUCAGCCGGGCCAGCGAGGUCCUUGUGCCGGUGCCGAUGGCGCAGCAGUCCGCUCGCGCUGGCCAGAACCUGACCAUUCCCUGCAACGUCCGCUUGCCGCUGUCCGACGCCGUAGUGGACAAUUUCCGCAACCAUUUCAUGUGGCGCCACAACGGCCAGGUGGUGUACGCUCCCACCGAACCGCCGUACGCCGCGCUGUGGCCCACGGGUCUGCGCCGGCCGUACUUAACGCUGUUCGAUCGCUUUGAGAGCUAUCGUCCCGGCGCCACGGCCAGCUUCUACAUGACUCUGGAGUCCACCACCGCCGACGUCAACGGCUACGUGGAGUGCUGGUUCCGGCCGCAUGCCGCGGUCCACGAAUGGAUCGUGCAGCGGAGCGCGGUGGUCAUUGGGCCGCCUGCUCCCGCAUCGUGAUACGUUACAUUGAGGCGGCAACCAAGCGACGCGCUGCCCUUUCCCCAAACUCUAUAAAGGGCAGGCUUGAUGGUACCGUUUGACCGUGUACCGGCACAAUUACCUUUAACUAAUCGUAACUAUUACGUUCUGCGUAGAAUCACUCCAAUCUCCAUUUUCUCGGUUAUAUUGUGCUGCUAUAUCCUAUUGAUCAAUAGUUUUCUGCUGGUUUCUUUUUGUUGCGCUAUGAUUUAACCUGUUUGGUUACGUCGAACCAUUUCCGGGUGUCUUCCGGUGAUCAUAAUGCAGCUUCGAGCAUUCAUUCGUACAGAUAGUUUGUUGUAUUAUUAUUCUUUGCUGUUGAUCAGUUUCAAACUGGCCACGGUAUAAGUGGAAUGGGAUUAAUUCCCAUCUUUAGGGUA